AUGGAGGACGACCACAACCAGGACGAUGCUCUCGCAUCGAUCCCUCGGCGUCGUAGGCCUGCGCUCUCGUGUACCGUGUGCAGACGGCGCAAGCUGAAAUGCGACCGCGCGCUUCCAUGCGGACAAUGCGUCAGGUCCAAAACCCCUGAUCUCUGUGUUUAUUCCAGCCUCAGCAACCCGAGUACCACCAGCUCGAGACCUAGACCGGUGGCAGACAGCUCAGAUCAGGGGCAUGUACCAAGCGACCGGGCGAGUCCGGUAAAUAGUGGUCUGUUUGUAUUUGAUUCUAAGCACCAGAACCCGCCAUCCAGGGUGUCUAAACCCAAGGGACGACCGGAUGAGCUCCAGGAAUUGCGAAAUCGCGUCAGGUCGCUUGAACAGGCCCUUGCGAGGACAGGUUCUGCCCGUACGCCGGAGAGCCUGGCUUAUGAUUCCGUGCCGGAUUUUGGCAUGCAAAUGCGCAUGACUUUGGACAACCAGGAUGUCACGCAAGAAGUGAGAAAUCUCCCAGAAAACGCAUGCUUUCGGGGUAGAAAUGGUCGUACACGGUUUCGCGGACGUUCUAGCGCGGAGUUGACACUGUCCUGUCUCGAUGAUAUGGCGGCGUACUUUGCGAAGAACCAUCACAAGAUGAAGUCGGAAUCCUCUGAAUUUCAUAAAAUGAAAAAGUUCCGAGGCGAAUUGAGGUCCCGGGAGAAACAGGAUCAGCAGCGAGCGUACCAGGAGAGAGCUUGCUCGCUCAAAGAGAUGCUCCCGCCCCGAAAUAUUGCAGACGAGCUACUCAAGCUGUACCUGUCGACAUUCGAAACCACCUACCGGAUUUUACACGUCCCGACCUUUUUGAAGCAGUAUGACUCCUACUGGGCCGGUGAGACGACGACAACCGACCAGAUCUUCAUCGCCAAACUUCUAGCUUUGAUGGCAGCCAGUAGCUGUUAUUUCAGUCCUGCAACCAAAGUUAACGGAACAGACACGCUGCAUCACAUCGCAGUCGGAUGGCUUCUAGCGGUUCAGUCAUGGAUGGCAUCGUCUUUUGUGGGCUCCACCGUCAAGUUUGACAUGCUCCAGAUCCAGUGUCUUUUGAUCCUCGCGCGCCAGGCACACGCGGCAGAUGGUGACGUUGUCUGCAUCACCUCUGGGUCAGUCGUGCGUACGGCUAUGGUGAUGGGCAUGCACCGAAACCCUCUCCGGUUUUCGAAAAUGACCCAUUUCUGGGCGGAGAUGCGUCGUCGGCUAUGGGCGACAAUUUUGGAGCUGGACCUGCAAGCUUCUAUUGAUUCAGGCAUGCCGCCAUCGAUUGACCUCGAUCAGUAUGAUUGCGACCUGCCGUCAAACUGCGAUGACGCGGACUUGAUUGAAGAUAUGCCAGAGGCUCCUGUACCCAAAGGCAGUGAGGUUCUGACCCGGAGUACUUUCCUCGCGGUGCUUUCUCGUUCCUUGCCACUGCGAGUACGCAUUGCAAGGGCUAUGAAUAGCUUAAAAUUUACAUUGUCGUACGACGAAGCACUGCGCCUCAGCGAAGACCUCUUUCAGGCUUUCAACGGGAGUUUGGCCCAUUUCCCUCCGAAAUUGGAUGACGACGGCUCGGCGUUUGCGAGAUCGUUUAUGAGUUUCGUAAUGCAAAGGUUUAUCCUCCUUCUCCACCGACCUUUCGCCUUGAGUAUCGCACUCUCUCCGAAAUUUUCCUAUUCACGCAAGGUUUGCAUGGAGUCGUCUUUGGAGAUGUUAUACCAGCUGGAGCUGCCGGAGAGCGCCCUUUUGGACCAGGUCCAUCCGUGUCUAGGGCAUCUGAAUGGGGGGAUGUUCCGGGACGAAUCCUUUCAUUCUGCCUUGACGGUUUGUGCCGAGCUCUGUUUACAAACCAGGGAAUUUUCAGCCUCGAAACCAGCACAGUCAUUCCAUGCCAAUUCGUUGAAUGAACUAGUGCGAUCCCAACAGAAUGUUUUGGUCCGGGUACUCGAGCGUACCCUGGACACAUUCGGCAGUCGCAUCUCCCCCAAAGGUAAUGGCUGCAAAGGAUUUGUCUUUCUUAGCAUGGCUCUCGCUUCCGUGAAAGCGCGACUUGGCGGAGAGAACCCGAUGAAGAAGAUCGAGGAGGCCUCAUUGAGGUCCAUCAAGAUGUGUGAACAGGUAAUCUGCGGAGUACCGUGGGUUGAUCUGCGCAGGCAAAUCGAGGGCGAAUUUGUUCCGUCUGUUACGCACACUCCGGACAUGAGUUCUGCCGCAUCUGACGUGUCAUUUGACCCGUUCUCGUUCUUUUCUAGCAAUUCGCUUGACCUUUCUCCACUUGACUUUGGGAACAUGUUUGACGCAGCCGAUUACAAAAUGCCGGAGCUCUGGGAUCCUAAUUUUCUUGCUAUUUAA
This is a messenger RNA of Aspergillus ochraceoroseus IBT 24754, 2364 nucleotides long. RefSeq names its product putative C6 transcription factor. Lineage: Eukaryota; Fungi; Ascomycota; Eurotiomycetes; Eurotiales; Aspergillaceae. The transcript is spliced from 4 exons. The record is from RefSeq and is a predicted model, not a curated record. Bases 1 to 2364 code for a protein of 787 amino acids. Gene Ontology annotation, molecular function: RNA polymerase II cis-regulatory region sequence-specific DNA binding; zinc ion binding; DNA-binding transcription activator activity, RNA polymerase II-specific. Gene Ontology annotation, biological process: DNA-templated transcription; regulation of transcription by RNA polymerase II. Gene Ontology annotation, cellular component: nucleus.